CGUUUGGUUUGUCCCCUAUCGCCCACCGUACUACUCUCUCUUCCUGGUGCUGGUGAAGCCUCCCAGCCCGAGGAGCCUCCACCUUGUCGCUUGUUAGUGGACCAAGGCUGUCCGACUAUAGUAAUGACCCGCCGCAGCCCGGCACACUGUGUGGAGGGCAGAUAGUUGGGCGGCGAGGUGUGUUUGGUGAUCGUAAUACGAUAACGUGCUACAUAAUGCAUCCGGCGGGCGACAUGGCUCAGGCGUAGCCCCGAGUGUCCCGUGGCGUGUUGUACCUGUGAAAGUGCGUCAGUGGCCGCGAUGCGUUUCAACGAGAAGGAGUUGGUGUCCCUCAGCCGCCAGCCGUCAGAGAGGGCGGCCGAGCUGGGCAUGAGAGGACCCAAGAAAGGAGACGUUGUAAAGAAGAGACUGGUGAAACUGGUUGUCAACUUCCUCUUCUAUUUUAAGACUGACGAGGAAGAGCCUCUUGGAGCCUUGCUUCUGGAGCAGUGUCGCGUAGAGAGGGAGGACAGCCAGGUCUUCUCUAUUGCAUUUCUAGAUGAGGCAGAGAGGAAGUAUCUGUUUGAGUGUGACUCUGAAGAGCAGUGUGUGGAGUGGAUAGACUCCAUCAUCAAGGCCAGUUAUGAGUUCAUGAGGAAGAACCUUAUAUUUUAUCGAACUGAGAUCCACAGGCUGACUGGCAAGGACCCCCUGGAGCAGUAUGGCAUUUUAGAUGAAACCCGCUUCCAGGUCAGCAACGGCCUGCCACUGAUGCCUAAAGAUACCUCUUCCAUGUAGCGCGGCCUCUCCCAUGCCCACGUAUGCGUUCCUUGCUUCCUAAAUCACUGCACUUGUCCAGCCUUUCCACAGCAGCUGUCUACCAGUUUGUACCAGUUUCCAUUUUUACCCUCCUCCCAUUUUAUCAGUCACAUCUCAGUGGUUUGAAAAUCAUGGCUGUCUUUGUCACUGUCUUAAUUUACGGUAAAUGUAGUUUUUGCGGUCCAUGUCCAGGAUCUUUUAUGCUAUAGGCUGUGCCAGCUUGCAUAAAGUGAGGACCAGGAUUCGUCUGUUUUACGCUUGUCAGUCACUGCAGGUAGAGUUGGGCUGUGGAAAACACAACACUGUACUUUGUCUAAUUUUAAAUGCCUUUUCUCUGUUUCAUUUUCAAACUUUGCCUUGAUCAGUUCAUCGACUCCUGUACAGUACAUAUGUUGUGUACAUGAUUUCUACCGGACAUAUACUUGCUGUAUUUUCAGAGAAUGUGAUGAUGUUUUUAACUUUUGUUUAGGGCUAUCAGUGCUAUGAACAUGAGUUAAACAAGAGGCAAUGCAGGACAUGAGUUCGUGGACCUCCAGUGUAAACUUUAGUGUAAGUCAGUAAAUGCAAAGUGUGGGUGAAUGUGUUUUAGACUAUUAGCCCCCAGUGCCCUCUUAAGAAGACCUUUGGGAGCUGUCUUGAUUUGCAUUACAUGGGCCCUUUAUCUGCCAAGUUGAGCCACACCUUUUACUCCCAUGCUGUUUAUGAGAAAGACUUUUAGCGAGCCUUAUAUUCAUUUAUUGUAGUCCAGUUAAAACAUUCAUUUUUAAAGAUUAAUAUUUUUGCACAUCCAUCCAACAGUUCUUAGCUGGGUAUUGGGGCUUUUGAUAGAAUUUCAAUCAGUUACUUGAACCUGCUGUACCUACUCUGUGGCACUUUGAAUUAAAUUCUUACAGGUGAAUUGUUGUUGGACCAUUUUGAAAUAUCAAGCUCUUGACGUGUCCUUUGUAACAAGUUGUAACUUCUCAGUCUUAGCUACAAUAUAGCAGCAGCUAAUAAUUUGUCAUUGUAGAUGAAAACCUGCGAGCAACCACAUUUCACUUUGUAAGGCGUUGUUGUAUUCUGCAGAACAGUCAGAUUUGUUUCACUGGUCAGAGCCGUGCCCACAAAGACGAGGAUUUGUCACUGAGUGUGUCUUUAUUUUAAAGCCUUUGCACAUGAAAUGUGUUCAGUCUGUAUUUUUAUUGAAUGUUAGAUUAUAUUCAUCUAAAUGCCAUCUUCUAGUUCUAUUAAUAAUGAUUUUUUUUUUCUAAUAAAAGCCAUUUGAAAGAUACAUUAA
This is a messenger RNA of Myripristis murdjan (pinecone soldierfish), 2074 nucleotides long. RefSeq names its product pleckstrin homology domain containing, family J member 1 (gene plekhj1). The record is from RefSeq and is a predicted model, not a curated record. The coding region runs from base 301 to 777 and encodes 158 amino acids. The transcript has 6 exons. Gene Ontology annotation, cellular component: trans-Golgi network; early endosome; recycling endosome. Gene Ontology annotation, biological process: receptor recycling; retrograde transport, endosome to Golgi; endosome organization. Lineage: Eukaryota; Metazoa; Chordata; Actinopteri; Holocentriformes; Holocentridae.